Molecule: messenger RNA, 204 nt
Organism: Owenia fusiformis
Lineage: Eukaryota; Metazoa; Annelida; Polychaeta; Sabellida; Oweniidae
Source: the annotation of a GenBank genome assembly
UUGGACAAGUUUUACUCAAUUUCUUACACCUGGUAUGGCUUGAUAGGAAUCAUUGUGACGUUUACAGUAGGGAUGCUUGUAAGCUUGGUGACAGGAUUUAGUGAUAAAGACGAUGUUGAUGAAGCAACGUAUAUUAAAUGGCCGGAUUUACUGUUCUGUUGUCUCCCUGAAUCGUACAGGGUGAGAUUAUGGAGAAAAAUUACA